CCAUUCCUGAAGUCGAAUGGCAAAGGCAGUCUUGUUAGUAUGAUAUUACGAAGUGCAAGUAUCAGCAGCACUGCGAUGCACUACAACUACGACGAUAGGUUGAACAGAAUGCAGAGACGUGCCUUGCGGUUUACAUGGCAUCGGCUCCAAACGAGAAAUGGAGGGAAACGAGUAGAAAACGUUCUUGAAGAGGUGUUCGAUCGCAUGGUACGAGCUUUGCCAUCAGCGAAAGAUAUGUUCACAACAAGAAUGUUUCUCUGUGCAAUGUCAAAAAAUGAAACAGCUUCGCUUAGAGAUCAUGCAAAGGUGAGUAACAGGCAUCACAAGGCAACAGCUUUCCAUCUUCUCUUCUUGUUUUUUCGAUCCGUUUUCCAAUUUGUGUGGAAGCGCCUUAUCACCAUCCGGUUAGACCAUCGCAAUGAUCAGAAGAAGGGCCAUUGCUCAUUCAUUGGAGGUGAUUUCGGAUCUUCCCCCUGA
Haemonchus placei is the source of this 477-nucleotide messenger RNA. NCBI's taxonomy places the organism in Eukaryota, Metazoa, Nematoda, Chromadorea, Rhabditida, Trichostrongylidae. The record is from the annotation of a GenBank genome assembly.